GUGAAGCAGGAAAUGGUGUCCGUCAGGUCCAGCAGGGCAUUUUUCAGUAGGCAGUCAGUCACGAACCCUCGAAGCUGACACGCAACCCGUCUUAUUGUCAGAUGCUGUGUCGGUGUCGGGCUCCUUGUSUUUAGAAACAUGUUUGUAAGUGAAAAGAAUCGGACUUUGAGUCGGACUUUGAGGACGUAGCAGGAACCCCAGACUAAAACUUGAGAACGCUGCUCAUGCUGUACGGUCCUUGCAGAGGAAUGGCUAAAGAACAGGGACAAGGCAGGGCGGAAACUUUGGUACUGGCUGGAACAAACGGUCACAAUGGUGCGCAGUGGCAGGCCGACGUGAACAACUCGAAGCAGASCCGGCCUGCUGCCACUAACCGCACGUCCAGGAUGGCCCGCGUCGCCUCAGACGUCAGACAUAAGUGCGCAGCCUACGUGCUGGCCCUGAGGCCGUGGAGCUUCAGCGCCUCGCUCACGCCCGUGGCUCUCGGUAGCGCCUUGGCGUACAAACUGGAGGGCUCUGUAGACCUGGUCGUCCUGAUGGUGUGCGCAGUGGCUGUCCUGGUGGUCCACGGCGCAGGAAACCUYGUAAACACCUACUAUGAUUUCUCUAAGGGAAUUGACCAUAAGAAGAGCGAUGACAGGACUCUUGUAGAUGAAAUCCUGGCACCACAGGAUGUUGUCAUGUUYGGCGCUUUGCUGUAUUCUUUGGGGUGCUUGUGUGCCACUCUGCUCUACUUCCUGUCYACACUUAAACUGGAGCACCUCGCCCUUAUUUACUUUGGGGGACUCUCCAGCUCUUUUUUAUACACCGGAGGCAUCGGCUUGAAGUACGUGGCCCUGGGAGACAUCGUAAUCCUCAUUACCUUYGGCCCCCUGGCCGUCAUGUUUGCCCACGCGGUGCAAGUCGGCCACCUGUCGGUGCUGCCCCUGGUCUACGGCGUCCCCCUGGCCCUCAACACGGAGGCCAUCCUCCACAGCAACAACACCAGAGACAUGGACUCGGACAAGCAAGCGGGAAUCGUCACCCUGGCCAUCCUCGUAGGCCCCACCCUSUCCUACGUCCUCUACAACCUCCUGCUCUUUGUCCCGUACGUGCUCUUCUGCAUCCUCGCCACCCGUUACACCAUCAGCCUGGCUCUGCCUCUGCUCACGCUGCCAAUGGCCUUCUCCCUGGAGAAACAGUUCAGGAGCCGAUGCUACGCCAAGAUCCCACAGAAAACAGCCAAGCUCAACCUCCUCAUGGGAAUUUUCUACGUUUUCGGGAUCAUUCUGGCGCGUCCUGGCAGCUUGCCACUAUUGUGAUUUAUUAGAUUUCAUAUGUCAUACUUUGUUUUAUUACUGACUAGUUUAUUGUAUUUCUUUCUGUUUGUACAAAUUAAUUCGAAGGCUUUUGCUGGCUUUAAUAUAUUAAUUUAUGAGCUGAACGGAAUUAGGUUAGAGGCUCCUCUCAGACGUAAUGAUGCAGGUUUCUUUGCAGUAUUAAGCGGUUUAUGGUGUGUUUGAAUUAAGAAAUGUUUGUCGUUUUAAAGGACUGAAAGACAGGUUAGGAGCCAGUUGCUGGAUUCAUAUUUCUUAAAGAUAAUCAGUUAUUGCCACAAACACACAAAGAAUAAAAUUAAUCUGUUUUUGUAUGGCACAUUAA
Molecule: messenger RNA, 1641 nt
Organism: Austrofundulus limnaeus
Lineage: Eukaryota; Metazoa; Chordata; Actinopteri; Cyprinodontiformes; Rivulidae
Gene: ubiad1
Product: UbiA prenyltransferase domain containing 1
Exons: 3
Coding region: 225-1301 (358 amino acids)
Biological process (GO): menaquinone biosynthetic process; vitamin K biosynthetic process
Cellular component (GO): endoplasmic reticulum; Golgi membrane
Molecular function (GO): prenyltransferase activity
Source: RefSeq, a predicted model, not a curated record